ACACUGACGCGCCUUUGAGCCGCCCACAUUGUAUGGUACAAGAAUGUAUGCUUUGGCGUAAGAAGAAACCAGUCAGUACUACUGAUGUUCAGCGUGACGUGGAUAUGGGCGGGAGUACACAGCCACCCGCUGGCAUGGAUGCUGCUCCAACCGUGGACGGAGCGGGUUCUGUCACUAACGCUGCAAUGGAUAGCACGGGAUUGACUGAUAGUGCAAAAGAGCUUAUGUUACUGGAAGCAGGUGGUGCGAACCUGACAGAUCUACCCCCAACAAGCGAUGCAGUACCUCAGCGGUUUCAGAUCAAACGUUGGAGCGCAUGUGUCUACUGGUCGUGGGAUGUUAUGCAUGAUACAUGCGUCAUCUGUCGUAAUGCAAUGAUGAGUUUAUGUAUCCACUGCCAAGCCAAAGUCGGGACAAAUCCUCUUGAAGAAGUUUGUGCCAUUGCUUGGGCAUGCCUACCACCUUCAUUGCAUCAAGCGGUGGCUAGAGACGAGUGCGCAUCCUCGAUGCCCACUGGACAACAGCGAGUGGGAAUUCAGCAGAAUUGGACAGUAAGCAAACUGAAGACCGGAGCACGCCAGAAGAAGUGCAGAAGAGAAACUUACCAAACGGCUAAACAACAGAACACCAAAAUCUGGCAGCGAUAGAUCUUACCUGCACAACUGCCCCAGUUUUUGAAUUUCAUUUAAAUAUAACUAAAUACUAAGUUCAUCUGCUUUCAUGAUCACUGAGUAAUUACCCUCGGG
This is a messenger RNA of Opisthorchis viverrini, 746 nucleotides long. RefSeq lists its product as hypothetical. Gene Ontology annotation, molecular function: cullin family protein binding; ubiquitin protein ligase activity. Gene Ontology annotation, cellular component: cullin-RING ubiquitin ligase complex; nucleus. The transcript has 4 exons. Lineage: Eukaryota; Metazoa; Platyhelminthes; Trematoda; Opisthorchiida; Opisthorchiidae. The coding region runs from base 33 to 647 and encodes 204 amino acids. The record is from RefSeq and is a predicted model, not a curated record. Gene Ontology annotation, biological process: ubiquitin-dependent protein catabolic process; protein ubiquitination.